UUGCUCAUCAUAAGAAUAGCAUCAAAAGGGGACAUUAGAGGUAGUGUGUCUGUAGUAGCAGGCCCAAAAAGCACCCUUUACUUUUUUUUUCACUCUCACACAACAAAAACAAAAAAGACAACAUUUUGUUCGGUAUCCUAUACUACUAGUACUAACCAAUGAUCCAUGAUCACUACUAUGUCCCAUCUUAUACAUUUCUUACUUUAACGCUGGUCACCACCCUACUUUACUUCUUUUUAUACUCCAAUUCCAAAUGUUCAUGUUUAUGUCACUCUUUCAUUCACACCCAAAUUCCUUCACUCUCUCAUAGACCUUACUCUUAAAUAUUUUCUCUUCCAAACCAACACUGUUCCUUUGUUACAUGGCGACAAGUGUCCAAGAAAAACGGAACAAACCCGAAUCAGAAGAAGAUGAUUAUGAAGAAGAUGAAGAAGCAUUGUCGCUUUGUGAUCUCCCACUAUCUCUAACCCAACAUGAAAACCAAUUACAAAGUAAAAAAGAUCACUCUCAAGUCAAUGAAACACAAGAAGAGUUCAAUUUCCGUUCAUGGGUUGGUCUCUUUUCAACAGAACAAGAAAUGUGUGUAGCUGAUGAAGUUUUCUUCCAAGGUCAAAUUAUUCCAUCAUCACGUCUCUCUUUUAGCUCCAAAGCUGGUUUAUUAACCACAUGUGAUGAUCAUCAUGGUAAGCAAUUGAAUUUCAAUCAAUGCAAUUCAAGUCCCAACAAAACUUUCAAUGAGUUUCGAAGCAAUAGUAGUACAAGUCAAAACUCGUCAACAUCAUCAAGUAGCACUAGUUCAACCAUCACAACUACUACUACAACAACAACAACACCAAUAGUUUCAAUUUCAAAAUCCAAAGUUAGAAACCAAUUUCACACACAUCCAAGUCCAAAACCUCAAUUAAAACUAUCUUGUCCUAGAAAAUCAACUCAAAGUAGAAAAUCAUCAUUGUGGGAAAGUUUCCGUUUAGGUGUGGUCCCUACACCAGAAAUAGAAUUACAAGAUCUUAAGGUUCGUAAAAACUGUGUCACUCGCAAUAGUAGUAGCAGUAGUAGUAAUAGUACGAAAAGUGAGAAAAUGAGUAAGAAGAAUGAGACGAGUAGUAAUUAUGUUUUGAAACACUUGGUUGGAAAACGAGGUGGUUUGUUGAGUGGUUGUGAUUGUUCUAUUGAAACGGUAAAAUUGGACAUGGGAAUGAUCAAAGGUGGUACCAAAAGUGGUUGUUACAAGACAGAAAGUACGAAGCAUGCGGUGAAAGAAAAAAUGAUCGAGUGGAAGAAACAAAAGCAGAGGCAAAAGCAGGGGAAGAAGGUUAUGUCACGUCGUAGAACUUUUGAAUGGCUUAAAGAUUUACAUGCAAACCAUCUUGAUGAAGAGGCUUUGUUAUCCAACCCUUCAUGAAACCAUUAAAUUGGAUAUUUUAUGAUCAGUUUCACGAUGCAAUUAGCUGCAAAGGACAUGUUAGUGGACCUAGAUUUACCAUUUAUGUCAUCUCAAUCGGGCAAAUUAAAUUUUCUAUAUUCACCUUACAGUCUAAAUCGUUUAAUUUUAAUCCUUCAAUUUGUAUUAUUAGAAGUUUGUAAAACUAAUUCACAAUACAAAGUAACAAUGUGAACGUUGAAAUAGUGUGACUAGAUGCAAUUCAUAUGAGUGUAGCAUGCUUGUAGAGUUGUAGUUUAAUUUAGAUAAUUUUUUAGAUUAGAUUGCCUUUUGGGCAGUUGCCUUUGUUUUUCUUUAAUUUGAAUUUUUAGUUAAAAAAUAUUGUGGUGCAGGCUCAGCAAUCAAAAUCUCUUUACUUUCUCGUGAGAA
This is a messenger RNA of Cicer arietinum (chickpea), 1810 nucleotides long. RefSeq lists its product as uncharacterized. NCBI's taxonomy places the organism in Eukaryota, Viridiplantae, Streptophyta, Magnoliopsida, Fabales, Fabaceae. The record is from RefSeq and is a predicted model, not a curated record.